Molecule: messenger RNA, 1067 nt
Organism: Magnolia sinica
Lineage: Eukaryota; Viridiplantae; Streptophyta; Magnoliopsida; Magnoliales; Magnoliaceae
Product: ras-related protein RABH1e
Exons: 6
Coding region: 153-776 (207 amino acids)
Molecular function (GO): GTP binding; GTPase activity
Source: RefSeq, a predicted model, not a curated record
GCUGCGCUUUCCGGUCGUAUUUCGGUUACUCGUUUUCUCCCUCGUCCCUAUAAAUACUCUCUCUCUUUCUCGAUUUUUAUUUCAGAUCUGUUUUUCUUUUUUCCAUUUGUCUUCGGCUGCAGAAAACAGAGAGAGGGGAGAGAGAGAAAUCCAUGGCUACUGUAUCUCCUCUCGCUAAAUACAAGCUCGUCUUCUUGGGUGAUCAAUCCGUCGGCAAAACCAGCAUCAUCACCCGAUUCAUGUACGAUAAAUUCGAUACCACAUACCAGGCUACAAUAGGCAUUGAUUUCCUGUCAAAGACUAUGUACCUUGAAGAUCGGACAGUUCGUUUGCAGCUUUGGGAUACUGCUGGACAGGAGAGAUUUAGAAGUCUCAUUCCAAGCUACAUUAGAGAUUCUUCUGUUGCAGUAAUCGUUUAUGAUGUUGCCAACCGGCAAUCAUUUUUAAACACUUCCAAGUGGAUCGAGGAAGUACGCGCUGAACGUGGAAGUGAUGUCAUUAUCGUCCUAGUUGGUAACAAAACUGAUCUCGUGGACAAAAGGCAAGUUUCAAUAGAGGAAGGAGAUUCAAAGUCACGGGAAUUUGGUGUCAUGUUUAUAGAAACCAGUGCUAAAGGUGGAUUCAAUAUCAAGCCGCUGUUCCGUAAGAUAGCUGCUGCCUUACCGGGUAUGGAGACCCUCUCUUCAACAAAGCAGGAUGACAUGGUUGAUGUGAGCUUGAAGCCCCAAGUGGAUUCAUCACGUUCAGAGCAGCAAUCCGGAGGCUGUGCUUGCUAGAGUGAUGAAGGAGAUAAGGAGACUUUACUGUAGCUGUUCUAGAUGAGAAAUGGCAUUUGGCAGAUCCAAAGCGUGGGGGGUAAAUGGCUGACUGAUCUUCUGAGGCAUUGUUCUUGCGGCUUCUCAUAAUUUGAUUGUUGUGAUUACUGAUUAGGUUAUUCUUUUUAGGUUAUAUUAUGAAUCAUUCUACUCUUUCCUGUUAUCUGUUCUUCUGUUCUCACCAUCUCUUUUCUUGUUUAUCUUUUCUGUCAGUUUGAUGGUCAGUGCUACAUGCUUCUUCUUUUUAUUUUU